GUUGUAUCCCUCGGUGGCCCAGCUGAUGAAAAUGGCUGCUCUGUACAGGACGGUUCUCUCUGCCCCCCGGUCCUCGCUGAGCCGGUGUGUGUGUGCAGCCCCCCAGCCCCUCACAGCAGCCCUGCACACCUCAGCCCCGGCCCAGGACAGCAGCCCCACCCACACAGGACAGGUACUUGAACCUGAUGACCCUCGCAAUGCAAGGUUCUUGGUUACCCCAAGACAGACCAAUCCUCGCUGGGCCAUAAACCUUAUUCAAGAGGUUCCUCCCAAGGCAGUGAACACGCGUGUGGUGGCCUGUGAUGGUGGUCCUGGUGCCCUUGGACACCCACGUGUCUAUAUUAACCUGGACGAUGCAGGGAACCAUGCCUGCAUUUACUGUGGCUUGCGUUACACUAAGGAGGGAUGAUUUACUCGUCCACAACUAUGGUGUCUGCAGCCUUUUGUUUUGUUAGGUAUGUUAAUAUUAAUCUUAUUGCAGUACAUUUGGUGAGUUUCCAGGGUGAUGAUGUACAUAGUGUUAAUAAAUAAAAUUUCAUCAAUUGAGAA
This is a messenger RNA of Eriocheir sinensis (Chinese mitten crab), 549 nucleotides long. RefSeq names its product NADH dehydrogenase [ubiquinone] iron-sulfur protein 6, mitochondrial-like (gene ND-13A). Gene Ontology annotation, biological process: mitochondrial electron transport, NADH to ubiquinone. The coding region runs from base 26 to 409 and encodes 127 amino acids. Lineage: Eukaryota; Metazoa; Arthropoda; Malacostraca; Decapoda; Varunidae. The transcript is spliced from 3 exons. The record is from RefSeq and is a predicted model, not a curated record.